CCGCCGCCGCCUCCCCGAGGCGGGGCCUUUGCAGGGGGAUGCGGUAGUCAUUUAUUUUUCCACCUGAGUUGCUGAAUGUUUAACCCUCGAGAUUGGGAGAGACUUUUCCAGCAAGGGCUUCAGUGUGUGUGAAUGAGCGCCCUGGGAGAAUGAAUAACCCUAUACCUUCUAACCUGAAGUCGGAAGCCAAAAAAGCAGCAAAGAUUUUAAGAGAAUUUACAGAGAUAACUUCCAGAAAUGGUCCUGACAAGAUCAUACCUGCCCAUGUGAUCGCCAAAGCGAAAGGUCUUGCAAUCCUGUCUGUUAUCAAGGCUGGAUUUUUGGUAACAGCUCGAGGAGGCAGUGGGAUUGUAUUAGCUCGCCUGCCUAAUGGAAGCUGGUCGGCUCCAUCUGCAAUAGGGAUAGCUGGCCUUGGUGGUGGAUUUGAAAUCGGAAUUGAGGUGUCGGACCUUGUUGUAAUACUGAACCAUGAGAGAGCAGUUGAAGCUUUUGCAAAAGGUGGCAAUCUUACUCUGGGAGGCAAUUUUACCGUGGCAAUUGGGCCACUAGGGAGAAAUCUAGAAGGUGAUGUAGCCUUAAGAAGCUCUGCUGCUGUCUAUACCUACUGCAUAUCUCGAGGGCUAUUUGCAGGGGUGUCUUUAGAAGGAAGUUGCUUAAUUGAAAGGAAGGAAACAAACAGCAAAUUCUAUGGCCGGGAUAUUCGUGCUAGUGCCAUUCUGUUCGGUGAUCUGCCACCUCCCCUUCAAGCACAGGACCUUUAUGAUAUCCUUGAAUCUUUUACUCUGCAGUAUGAAACUCAGGAAGGGAGAAACUGUGCAUGGCCGGCAGUAUCAAGAGAACCAAAAAAGGCUAAUGGGCAUUCCUCGAAGCAACAGUCACGCAGGACUUCAGAACACUCUACGCCAGAAGCUGUAAGAACAACAAAUAGACUUUACCCUGAGCUUCCCAGUUACUCUGCUGUGAUAGGGAACUCCAGGACCACUCCGACAAUAGUGACUGCAAUAUAUCCAUUUGAAGGCCAACAGCCAGGUGACUUGACGUUCACCACUGGAGACAAGAUCAAGGUCACGACAAAAACAGAUUCACAGUUCGAUUGGUGGGAAGGAAGCUUAAUGGGCAAGACUGGCAUUUUUCCAGCAAAUUAUGUUACCAUGAACUAAAGCACAUUAAAUUGCCUUAUCCUGUUGUCUUAAUACCUUUUCAUACAUGUGGAAGAGAUUAUUUUAAUAUUUGGUUUGAUCCAGUUGAACUUGGUCCAACAGGUCUCAAGAGAGCCUUGUUUCCUGUCCUUGUUUAGUGUGUUGGGACUCAAACUUCACUUCUGCCUUGUAUUCAGACUUUCGGGCAGGUUACUUGUUCUUUGCCAGGCCUGCCAUGGCAGCCAUUUUGAGAUACUGCCCUGGGAACCACCACAAAUUGCCAAAUGUACCCCUGGCCUUAAAAAGGUUGCCUUCCUCUGGAUCAAACUUUAUUUUUACAGGUUU
Molecule: messenger RNA, 1484 nt
Organism: Elgaria multicarinata webbii
Lineage: Eukaryota; Metazoa; Chordata; Lepidosauria; Squamata; Anguidae
Gene: SH3YL1
Product: SH3 and SYLF domain containing 1
Exons: 10
Coding region: 150-1160 (336 amino acids)
Biological process (GO): regulation of ruffle assembly
Cellular component (GO): ruffle membrane
Molecular function (GO): protein binding; phosphatidylinositol binding
Source: RefSeq, a predicted model, not a curated record